GGGCCGCCUGAGUGGAGGCCGAGUCCGACGCAAAUAGGGCGUUCGAGCCAGUAUCGGCCGAGGCGCUGAGAAGCCGGUGUGGCCCGGGAGAGGGUGGAGACGGCCCCUGUGACGCCGGGCUUCCCAGCUGCCCGAAGUGGGAGUGGUGUGGGCUGGAGGAAGGAGAGAGGAAGAGGAGCCCAAGGGGUAGCGGCGGCCGCGGCCAACGGCUUCCUUGAGCGCUGACAGGCUGGGCCGGCGCCCGGCGCGCUCCGGAGUUGGUGCCGCCGCCUCGGCCGCUCGGCCCUGGGCCCGGACUCGCGGCGCGCGUCGGGGCGGACAGCUGCUGCGGCCGCGCGGGGACAGGCCCGGGGCUCGCCGCCCAGGGAUGUGAGUGGGAGCCGACCCCGCGCGGGAGGGCCCGGGAGGGCCCAGCCUGGCGGACGCCGGGACCCCUGCCCACGCCGGGGGCUCCGCGAAUUGCGGCCCGCCGCAGCCCCUGCGGGCCGGGGGGCGCGUCCCCGCCGCGGGAUCGGUGCAGCUGGUUUCAGAAGCAGGCGAGGGAACAAGAUGUGAACUGUUGCGCUUCUGAAGAAAAAGGCCCUUCCUCCCCUUCCCGCGAAGAUCUGUUGGGGAACACAGUUCUGCUGUGGAGGAGCAAAGGUCCGUAAAGCACUCCAGAAGUAACAAGGCAAAUGUUCUGAAUAAAACUCUGCUUGGGAAUGGCUUGCCUUACAAUGACAGAAAUGGAAGGAACAUCCGUAUCUCCUGUACAACAGAAUGGUGAUAUUCCUGGAAACGCGAAUCCCGUGAAGCAAAUAGAUCCACUCCUACAGGUGUAUCUUUAUCAUUCUCUUGAGAAAGCCGAAGGAGAGUAUCUGAAGUUUCCAACUGGGGAGUAUGUUGCAGAAGAAAUUUGUGUUGCUGCUUCUAAAGCUUGUGGAAUCACACCUGUGUAUCAUAGUAUGUUUGCUUUAAUGAGUGAAACAGAAAGGAUUUGGUAUCCGCCCAACCAUGUCUUCCAUAUAGAUGAAUCAGCCAGGCACAAUGUACUCUACAGAAUAAGAUUUUACUUUCCUUACUGGUAUUGUAAUGGCAGCAACAGAACCUAUCGGCAUGGGAUAUCUCGAGGUGCUGAAGCUCCUCUUCUUGACGACUUUGUCAUGGCCUACCUUUUUGCUCAGUGGCGGCAUGAUUUUUUACAUGGAUGGAUAAAAAUACCCGUGACCCAUGAAACACAGGAAGAAUGUCUUGGAAUGGCUGUGUUAGAUAUGAUGAGACUAGCCAAAGAGAAGGAUCAAACCCCACUGGACAUCUAUAGCUCUAUCAGCUACAAGACAUUCUUACCAAAAUGUGUUCGAGCAAAGAUCCAAGACUAUCAUAUUUUGACAAGGAAACGAAUAAGGUACAGAUUUCGCAGAUUUAUUGAGCAAUUCAGCCAUUGCAAAGCCACUGCCAGAAACUUGAAACUUAAGUAUCUUAUAAAUCUGGAAGCUCUUCAGUCUGCCUUCUACACAGAGCAGUUUGAAGUAAAAGAACCUGGAAGAGGGCCUUCAGGUGAGGAGAUUUUUGCAACCGUUAUAAUAACUGGAAACGGUGGAAUUCAGUGGUCAAGAGGGAAACAUAAAGAAAGUGAGACUCUGGCAGAACAGGAUUUACAGUUAUAUUGUGACUUUCCUGAUAUUAUUGAUGUUACUAUUAAGCAAGCAAGCCAAGAAGGCUCAAAUGAAAGUAGAAUUGUAACUAUCCAUAAGCAAGAUGGUAAAAAUCUGGAAAUUGAACUUUGCUCAUUAAGAGAAGCUUUGUCCUUUGUGUCAUUAAUUGAUGGCUAUUAUAGAUUAACUGCAGAUGCACAUCAUUACCUCUGUAAAGAAGUAGCACCUCCAAUGGUCCUUGAAAAUAUACAAAGCAACUGUCAUGGCCCAAUUUUAAUGGAUUUUGCCAUCAGUAAACUGAAGAAAGCAGGUAAUCAGACUGGACUCUAUGUACUUCGAUGCAGUCCUAAGGACUUUAAUAAGUAUUUUCUGACUUUUGCUGUAGAGCGAGAAAAUGUCAUCGAAUAUAAGCACUGUUUGAUUACAAAAAAUGAGAAUGGAGAAUACAACCUCAGUGGUACCAAGAAGAACUUCAGUAAUCUUAAAGAUCUUUUGAAUUGCUACCAAAUGGAAACUGUUCGCUCAGACAGUAUAAUUUUCCAGUUUACUAAAUGCUGCCCCCCAAAGUUGAAAGAUAAAUCAAACCUUCUAGUCUUCAGAACCAAUGGCGUUUCUGAUGUUCCAACAUCACCAACAUUACAAAGGCAUAAUAAUGUGAACCAAAUGGUGUUUCACAAAAUCAGAAAUGAAGAUUUGGUGUUUAAUGAAAGCCUUGGUCAAGGCACUUUUACAAAAAUUUUUAAAGGUAUAAGAAGAGAAGUAGGAGACUAUGGUCAACUACAUGAAACAGAAGUUCUGUUAAAAGUUCUGGAUAAAGCGCACAGAAACUAUUCAGAGUCUUUCUUUGAAGCAGCAAGCAUGAUGAGCCAGCUUUCUCACAAGCAUCUAGUUUUAAAUUAUGGAGUAUGUGUCUGUGGGGAAGAGAAUAUUCUGGUUCAAGAGUUCGUAAAAUUUGGAUCACUAGAUACAUAUCUGAAAAAGAAUAAAAAUUCUAUAAAUAUAUUAUGGAAACUUGAAGUGGCUAAACAGUUGGCAUGGGCCAUGCAUUUUCUAGAAGAAAAAGCACUUAUUCAUGGGAAUGUGUGUGCCAAAAAUAUUCUGCUUAUCAGAGAAGAAGACAGGAAGACAGGAAAUCCUCCUUUCAUCAAGCUUAGUGAUCCUGGCAUUAGUAUUACAGUUUUGCCAAAGGACAUUCUUCAGGAGAGAAUACCAUGGGUACCACCUGAAUGCAUCGAAAAUCCUAAAAAUCUAAAUUUGGCAACAGACAAAUGGAGUUUUGGUACCACCUUGUGGGAAAUCUGCAGUGGAGGAGAUAAGCCUCUGAGUGCUUUGGAUUCUCAAAGAAAGCUACAGUUUUAUGAAGAUAAGCACCAGCUUCCUGCACCAAAGUGGACAGAAUUAGCAAAUCUUAUUAAUAAUUGUAUGGAUUAUGAACCAGAUUUUAGGCCUUCUUUCAGAGCCAUCAUACGAGAUCUUAAUAGUUUGUUUACUCCAGAUUAUGAACUAUUAACAGAGAAUGACAUGUUACCAAAUAUGAGAAUAGGUGCCCUAGGGUUUUCUGGUGCUUUUGAAGACCGAGACCCUACACAGUUUGAAGAGAGACACUUGAAAUUUCUACAGCAACUUGGUAAGGGUAAUUUUGGCAGUGUGGAGAUGUGCCGGUAUGACCCUCUACAAGACAACACUGGGGAGGUGGUGGCUGUGAAGAAGCUCCAGCAUAGUACUGAGGAGCACCUGAGAGACUUUGAGAGGGAAAUUGAAAUCCUUAAAUCCCUGCAGCAUGACAACAUUGUGAAGUACAAGGGAGUGUGCUACAGUGCUGGUCGGCGUAAUCUAAGAUUAAUUAUGGAAUAUUUACCAUAUGGAAGUUUACGAGACUAUCUCCAAAAACAUAAAGAACGGAUAGAUCAUAAAAAACUUCUGCAGUAUACAUCUCAGAUAUGCAAGGGCAUGGAGUAUCUUGGUACAAAAAGGUAUAUCCACAGGGAUCUGGCAACAAGGAAUAUAUUGGUAGAAAACGAAAACAGGGUUAAAAUUGGAGAUUUUGGGUUAACCAAAGUCUUGCCACAAGACAAAGAAUACUACAAAGUGAAAGAACCUGGUGAAAGUCCCAUAUUCUGGUAUGCUCCAGAAUCACUGACAGAGAGCAAGUUUUCUGUGGCUUCAGAUGUUUGGAGCUUUGGAGUGGUUCUGUAUGAACUUUUCACAUAUAUUGAGAAGAGUAAAAGUCCCCCAGCGGAAUUUAUGCGUAUGAUUGGCAAUGACAAACAAGGACAGAUGAUUGUCUUUCAUUUGAUAGAACUCCUAAAGAAUAAUGGAAGAUUACCAAGACCAGAUGGAUGUCCAGAUGAGAUUUAUUUGAUCAUGACAGAAUGCUGGAACAAUAAUGUCAAUCAACGCCCCUCUUUUAGAGACCUAGCUCUUCGAGUUGAUCAAAUAAGGGACAACAUGGCUGGAUGAAAGAAACGAACUUCACUCUGAGACCAAAAUAGACUUACAGAACAAAGUUUUGUAUUUCACAUUACUGUGGACUAUUAUUACAUAUACCAUUGUUAUGUAUAUCAUGAUGCUAGCCAGCAAAGAUGUGGAAAUAUCCGUUCAAAACUUUCAAAGUUUAGUGAGUUUUUCUUCAUGAGGACAUCAGUGAAAAGACUUGAUGAGAAGUCCUUAGCAAAGAAUUUUGUAAAAAGUUUUACAAACCUAAUCAGUCAGUUAACAUAACUUUUCUUUGGCAAAAGAAAAAAAUAGGCUUUUUUUCAACUCAGAAUUUUGAAAGAUGAAAAAAUUGUAAUGUAAAUUUUGCAAUGUUGAAGAUGCACAGAAUAUGUAUAUACAGUUUUUACCACAGUGAAUGUAUAAUACCUUGGCAUCUUGUGUGAUGUUUUACACAAGGGCUGGUAUUCAUUGGUAAUGUUUCCUAAUUUUUCCAUAGUUGAUAUACAAUAAUGUCACUAUACAAAUUAUGAUGCUCAGAUAAUUGAAUAAGCACCUUGUGUUCCUGUUCAUCUGUAUCACUGGCCAGCAAUAUAAGCAGAUGUACACUUUUAGCUUGUAGUUCUAUGUACUGUAAAUAUUUUUCAAAGCAAAGGGAACAAAUGUUUAGUUUCGUUUGUAUAGGAAAUUUCCCUGACCCUAAAGAAUACAUUUUGAAAUGGAACAAGUUUACAAAGAUAUAACACAAUCUAUUUUCUUAUUUGUCUCCCUUGUAUCUGUUUGUGGUGAGUAUGUUUUUAAAAUAGAACUAUCUCCAAAUUUUUCUAAGACUACAGUGAAUAGUUUUCUUUUAUAAUUUUGAGAUUAUGAAUGCCAGGAAUAUUGUCAUCCAUUUAGCUCUUGGCUGCUAAUAAGAUUUUUCAAUCCCUGGGACCUUUGGUCAUGCAUUAAAUUUAAGCAUAAGCCAUAAAAUAUAUUGUUUUUUAAAUGUAUGUGCUUAUUAAGAUGCAUAAUAGGUUAGGAAUUUUUUUCUAAAGAAUAUAUAUUUUAGGGGGUUUCAGAAAUCUCUUGCAGUCAUAGAAAAGAUUUCCUUUUGUUAGAUUCUCAUAUACAAGGGAGAAAUGAGGAUAAAUUGGUGAAAAAGUAUGCUUGUUAAUUUUAUUCAAGAAUGCCAGUAGAAAAUUCAUAAUGUAUGUCUUUAAGACGAAUGAGAGAUACAUAUUUUCAAUUAAGUAUAAAGAAUUAUUUGUUGUUAUGUCCUUUGUUUUAGUGCUAUUCCAAAGUGGAAACCAUACCUAAAAUGUGGUGGGGGGGGGGUUGUGUGUGUUAUUUAUACAAAGCUUAAAAUACUUAGUAUUUCAGUUAAAAAGAAAAUAGUUUAUUUUCAGUGGUAUAUGCUAUUUUUUUAAAUGUGUACUUAAAAACUUUUGAUUAUCUAUUUUUGGAGCUGGCUUUGAAAUGCAAAUUAUAUAAGAAAAAAUUGCCUCAGACAUAAAAUUUGAGAUUUUUUGGUUGGAAGGAAGGAAAGGGUAGAAAUGCUUUUUACAUUAUCUUUAAAGCAUUUCAGUAGUUACCAAAUGCAGAAAACAUCUACAGUGAUAGUAUAUUAGAUUUUAAAUAAGAUUUCUGAUGUUUUAAUGAAAGUUGAAUAUAAUUUUUAUUUAAUUUGUGGACUCCUCAAAGAUCUGUAUACAUAAUGCAAUUAAGAGAUCUUCCGUGCUGCUACUUUUCACGUCAAAAGUAGCAUAUCGUACAAUAUGCUUGAUUUCAGAAACUUAAGUACUUAAAAAGCAGAUUUUUAAAGGUUUAUAACAUUAUGUUUGUUUUUAAAACAAAGGUAUUAAUUAGAUUACUUAAAAUUUUUUUCUCUUAAUGUUUCAGUUUUUAGUUUUAGGGAAAAUAAUCCCACAUAAACAUUCUGAAGUAAAAGUGGGAUGACUACCUUAUUGUAAAAUUCCUAAGUUUGCAGGAGAAUUAUUCAUUGAAGAUUUGCAAUGUUUUAAAUUUUUAUUCUGACUGUGCAUAAAAAGAAGUUAACCUGCAGCUGUUCAGUUGGUUCUGCACAAGAAAUAGGUAAGUAAUUAUUGUAUCAGUUAAUGCCAAAAUGUUUCUUCAAGUUAAUAUUCUUUAGAAAUGAGGGUAAAGAUUUUCUUAGAAUUCUGUAAUUCUGUAAAUAUUUCAGUACAUUAAGUUAUAUAAUCUUUAUAUAAAUAAUGCUCUACAUCCAUGGCUACUUUGGGAAAUAGUCACUUUCACAUGUUACCCAUAUAUAUGCUGCCAGUUGCACUAUAAUUUGCUGUGAAAAGGUGUUUUCUUACAACAUAAGACUUAAGCUUUAAAGUCAAGUGAAAUUUUUAUCACAAAUACAACUUCUGAUAUUUAACUUUUAUUUAAAUACUUUUAUUGUGGAGUAGAAAUAAGAAAGUACCUAUAGUUCUAUACCUGGGGAGCCAUUCUCCAUGGGAGUAGCAUUAUGUGGUCUGCUUAUUGAGACUGUGUUAUUUUCUUUAUUGUGCCUUUAGCAUGUUUCCACAAAAUUGAAAUAUUGGUGUAAUAAAUAUUCAGAAGUUAUUUUCUUUUUUAUUGUCACCUAACCAAGGAAGUGGGGGGUUAUACACACUGAUAUAGGGAUAUGCAGAGAAAGCCUUUUGUAAAAAAUAGUGAACUUAUUUUUUGAUUUUUUUAAGAAGCGCUUCCUAAGAUUGUUAACUACUAAUGUGCUCUUUAUGAACAUCAUUGUAUCCACUCCAGUUCUGGUAUUUAAAUUAUUUCUAAUGAAAGGUUUUUUUUUCUAAUUUUUCAGUGUAACUUAUUACAGAUCUUUCAGUUUGCUGUAUUAGAAUAAAUAAUAACAGUAAGUAUAAGUCAGCAGGAUUAGCCAAACAAAAGACUAGGUUAUAUGUGAUAAGAUUCAUUUUAUUUAAGAAAAAAAAUAUCAGAGUAUGGAUCUGAAAAAAUUCUUUAUGUUUACUCACAGAUUUGGGUUGACUAUACUUAAUUUCAAGAUAAUUAGCACUAAGUGUUUCAUGAUGCUGACAGGAACAUUUAGAGAGAUUUCAGAAUGACAAAGAAGAGAAUUUAAAAACUUUCAUAUUAAUCAAAUUCAUGUAAUAUGCAUAUCAGAUGGCCUUUAACUUUUACUAUGAAUCAAAUUUUUAGUAAAGUGUACAUUAUAUCCUGAAUAUUAAAAUAUUUAAUUUUGUAAUCUUA
Zalophus californianus (California sea lion) is the source of this 7277-nucleotide messenger RNA. RefSeq names its product Janus kinase 2 (gene JAK2). Lineage: Eukaryota; Metazoa; Chordata; Mammalia; Carnivora; Otariidae. The transcript is spliced from 26 exons. Bases 702 to 4094 code for a protein of 1130 amino acids. The record is from RefSeq and is a predicted model, not a curated record. Gene Ontology annotation, biological process: cytokine-mediated signaling pathway; intracellular signal transduction; hemopoiesis. Gene Ontology annotation, molecular function: non-membrane spanning protein tyrosine kinase activity; ATP binding; histone binding. Gene Ontology annotation, cellular component: cytoskeleton; cytosol; membrane.